This is a messenger RNA of Triticum dicoccoides, 2529 nucleotides long. Its product is annotated as ankyrin repeat-containing protein At5g02620-like. NCBI's taxonomy places the organism in Eukaryota, Viridiplantae, Streptophyta, Magnoliopsida, Poales, Poaceae. Gene Ontology annotation, molecular function: protein binding. The transcript is spliced from 3 exons. Gene Ontology annotation, cellular component: plasma membrane. The record is from RefSeq and is a predicted model, not a curated record. Bases 43 to 2385 code for a protein of 780 amino acids.
AACAAGUCCCAUAUGUGGAGGGUCUAACUCACUAACUUGCACAUGAAGUGCAGGGGAGAAAGUAGACCGAUGUUGGUACUGGCAUCGAGCACUAACGUUGCACCUCCUAGCUCGCCAAAUGCAUCAGUGGUAAACCAUGGUGAUAGUUGUAGGCUAAAGGUGACCGGCAGCAACAAUUCCCGCAGGGGCAAGGAUACGACCCCGACACCCAUAAAUCCCCUGCUCCUAGCAUCGGCAUGCCUUGGCUCCUCGUCAGCACUGCAUUUUCUUUUCGAAAGGGAAGACAAACAUGAGCCACCAAUGUUGAUGCCUACGCAAGUAUUUCUUGACUUGCUAGCGGCAUACACCCUUGAUAGCAGCACCAGAAGAAGUUUGGCCGAUGUGGAAGCUGGUGUUGAUCAGCAUGCUUUGCCAUCAACGCCUUCUCAUGGCUUAGAAGAUGGCAUUUGUCAGCCUGCUUUGCCAACCAUAGUUUCUCUCAACAUAGAAGAUGGUGUUGAUCAGCUUGCAUUACCUGUAGUAGCUUCUAAUGGUGUAGAAGAUGUUGCAGAUCAGCCUGCUUUGCAUGAAGCAGCAUUUGAAAACAUAAAAGUACAAGAUGGUGUUGAUCAACAUGUUUCGCUAGCAGCAGCUUCGCUUCUCAAGGGUGUCACUGCUAGGGGGGACACUGCACUACAUGCGGUUGUAAGCCAUGGACACAACCCAGAAUUCUUGAAGUGUGUUAGCAUCAUUGAUGAGAGGGACCAAGACCUCCUGUUUGCGGUUAAUAAUAAGGGUGACACACCCUUGCAUUGUGCUACCAGAUCUGGCAGGCCCCAUAUGGUUUCUCAUCUCAUUGAACUAGCUGAAAAUCGCAAUAGCCUGCAAAAACUCUUGAGAAUAGAGAACAUGCUUGUCGAGACAGCCUUGCAUGAUGCUGUCCGCGUUGGAAAUGAACAUAUUGUGAAGAUUCUAUUGAAGGUUGAUCCUAGCUUGGCUAAUUAUCCUAAUGAAGGCACUUCACCAUUGUACCUAGCAAUUUUACUGGAAAGGAAUGAAAUUGCAAGGACACUAUAUAAUAUGAGUGAUGGAAAUCUGUCGUAUCGAGGAUCGCAUGGGAAUAAUGCGCUACAUGCUGCGGUCCUUCAAGGCAUGGUGAUGACGAAACAUGUGCUAACAUGGAAUAAUAGCCUUACCACUUAUGGGGACAGAGAUGGGAGUACACCACUUCACCUUGCUUCAUCCCUCCGGUGUUCCAAUGGAUUCAAGCAAAUAUUAGAAGCUAACCCGGCAUCAGUGUUUCAGGAAGACAACAACGGAUUAUUCCCCAUACAUGUCGCUGCGUCAGUGGGAGCGAAAGAUACCAUAAGCAUAAUUCUUGACAAGUUUCCUGGUACUGCCGGACUGUGCACUGCUGAAGGACGGACGUUCCUUCAUGUUGCCGUUAUGGAAAGAAAUCUGACCAUUGUCUCCUUUGUUUGCCGAACUCCAACUUUAGCUUGGAUUUUGAAUAUGCAAGACAAUGAUGGGAACACUGCAUUGCAUUUAGCUGUCCAGGCUGGGAAGCUUCGAAUGUUCUGUUCUCUCUACGGGAAUAAGGAGGUGCAAUUAAUAUUAAGAAAUAACAAUGGACAAACUGCCCUUGAUCUAUCCAGAAGCUUGCUUCCUACGGGGAUGCACUACAUGCAGAACACUGACCAGAGGAUUCACAUGGCACUCGCAUCGGUUGAAGGUAAACAUAGUUUUCUUUGUCGGGAUCAGAUUUAUGGAAAAUAUACUCAGCCAAAAAAUUCAAAGGAUAUGAUCAGUGAAGAAGAGAAGGUGAAAGAUGCAAGCCAAAUGCUUGGCAUUGGUUCAGUUUUAAUAGCAACCGUGGCCUUCGGUGUAACUUUUGCUCUCCCUGGAGGCUACAGAGCAGAUGACCAUAUAAAUGGAGGCACACCAACACUCGUUGGGAGGUAUACGUUUGACGCAUUCAUGAUGGCAAACGCGUUAGCCUUUAUUUGCUCCUCAAUAGCUACCAUUGGUCUCAUGUUCUCUGGAUCUUCUAUGGUUAAGUUGGUGAGCCGCCAAAUCAACUUACGCACAUCUGUGUUCUUCGUGUCAAGCUCGCUCACAAGCUUGGCUGCUGCUUUUGCACUGGGUGUGUACAUGGUGCUAGCUCCGGUUGCUCAUGAUACUGCCAUUGCGAUCUGUGCAUUUACUCCUCUUGCAGUGUUAUACAGAAAUUCUGAAUUCUUAGUAAAGUUGGGUAUUCUUGCACGACCAUUGCGCCUUAGGGUGGGUCUAACUCGUGCAAUAAAGAAAAUAUCAAGUAUUGUCUUUAUCACAAUGUUGAAAGAACUUUGGCCUUUCAUACUUAUCUUUGGUUGGGCCGCAAUUGCAAGAAAGCUCCGGAGCCACUGAUAAUAUGAAAGCGUCAAUUAUGUGGGCAUGAUACCUAUACCACAAUUGAGUGUAAAUGAUACGUACUAUGUAAACCAGAAGAUGAUAGUAGUGCGGUGUCCUCUUGUAUGAUGUUUUUUCAGUUAUUGUAUGGUGCUAAUGAGC